Messenger RNA from Drosophila bipectinata, 3086 nucleotides. RefSeq lists its product as uncharacterized. NCBI's taxonomy places the organism in Eukaryota, Metazoa, Arthropoda, Insecta, Diptera, Drosophilidae. Gene Ontology annotation, biological process: cilium assembly. The record is from RefSeq and is a predicted model, not a curated record. Gene Ontology annotation, cellular component: ciliary transition zone.
GCAGGAUAAUUUUUCGUCCGCGCUGCUUGUGUCUUCGGUUCGGCUCCUCUAAAGAAAAUUAAAAAAUCCUUAAAAAAUAUCAGAAUUUCAAGAUGGAUAUCCGUUAAAUAGCAACGACAGGAAAACUAUUGGUUUCUCUUCAAUUUUACCAAGUGAUAUAACUAAAAAAAUACGCAGAAUUUGUUCUAAUUAGAUGUGAAAAAAAAAAAUUAUUUUAACAAAAAAAAAAAGGAAAAAAAAGUGCAAAGUGUAAUAUCUAAACAAAAUAAUCGAAAAAAUAUAGCCAAUAAGAGCCCAACUAAAUAUAAAGCCUUGAAGAAAUGCCAACAGCUCGCAGCCCAAAGGGGUGGCAUUUGUAGUUGUGGUUGUCGGUGAGGGUGUGGAAGUGGGAGUGGGUGUGGGUGUAGCUGCAAGUGCAACGUUAUUUGGGUCAAAAGCUACAGUAGCAGCAGCAAACUUCCAGGGGUCCACCUGUUAUGCAGCUGGCUUAGGAGCGGACCAGAUAGCGAGGAAGAGGCAGAGGCAGAGGCAGAGGAAGAGGAGCAGCCAUGGAGACCAGCAGCAGUAGUCAGCCAGCGAAGGUGCAUCGCCAGCACCAGCGCCAGCGACGGACGGAGGCCCGCCAACGGCGACUGGAACGGGAGGCAGCUGCAACAGGACCAGGACCAGGAUCAGGAGCAGGUACUUCAGUUGAGAUAAGCACACCCGAAAGGCAGGAACGCCAGGAGGCCCUGGACUGUGCGACGGCGUUGAACGAGGAUUUGGGCGGCGGAGGCGGAAGCGUGGGCACCCCCAGCAGCGCGGGUCGCAUCAGUGCUCAGAGCUCCGCGGACAGCAUUGAAAUGGUGGGCUCACCAAGUCAAACAUCUCAGCAAACGGUGGUCCUGGUCAACGGACAUGCACCGCCCUCGCAGGACGAUGCCGCCCACGAGCCACAGCAGGAGGAGAGCGCCCAACUGGGGGCCCGGGAAUCCCCGCCACCGCCACAACUACCGUCGGUAGCGAAGCAAAGCGACGGUAGCCGCAACUCGUCCGGGGACGCGAUGAGUCUGCGGGAGACCCUGCAACAGCUGCCGGCCACCCAUCACCAUCACCAUCGGUCACGACGCACUCACUCGCCGCAGUCCCUGGAGGCGGACUCCUCGUUCCAUCGCGGCAUACUCGGUUACAUGGAUCGCGAGCUCAAGCAGUGUUCGCCCACCCCCUCCGCCUCGGGCAACGGAAACGGGAAUGCAACGGGUGCCUCCCGGAAGCAGCAAUCUCUGUCGGAUCCGCAAGCCAGUCCCGCCCAACGAUCGCUCCGGUCGCGGAGCAGCUUCGACAAGAGUCCCCGGCGGAAGCGCAGCAAGUCCGAGUCUCGACGGCGGCGGGAACGCAAACUUAUCGCCGCCGGGGAGAUGGAGGUGCGGCAGGCCAACGAGACGCUAAUGCGGUACCUGAAACAAUGCUCCGAUAUGCACGACGCCUCGCUAUCCGGCGAGCUGGAGAUCGACCAGAGCUACGAGGAGCGUCGCGUCCAUCGGAAGACCAAGUCGCAGCGGGACAAGCGGGGCCAGCUAAUCAGCAAACUAUAUACGGCUGGGGGGAUAUCCUCCAUCCUCAAGGAGCUGGCCGACGACAUCGCCCCGGCAGACGGCGAGGAGAUCUACAACCCCUUCACGCCAGUAGUCUCGCCCACGGACGAUGCGCCCGCGCACAUCGACAAGAUGUUCCUGCAGACGUCAUCCGGGUAUCGACCGGUGGAGCACAGCUACUACAAGCGCUCCUUCCUGGGGGCUGGUGGCGGACGCAGUGCCGGUGGUCCUUCGGGCUCCGGCGGCGGUGUCGGUGGCAGCCAUAUCGAUGGUAUCUCGGCCGCGGAACUGGGUGGCGCCGGUCGCCUCUUUCGUUCCAACGGCAGUCAUGGCGGUGUGGCUGGUGGUCCCGGUGUCAUAUCGGGCAGUGGUCGGGGCAGCUAUGGAGAUACCCGUUGCCUGCUCGAUGGCGAGUAUCAUCGAAACGCCAUCACCAACAAUAUACAACUAGCCUGUGUAGUUCAACGAAUCUGGCUGCUCAUCUCGAAUAUAUGCCACGGCCUGCUAGCUGGUCUAGCUCUGGCCCAUCUUCUCUUCGUGCUGAGCAGCCAUCCCAUGGACUGGGCCAAGGUCAUCAACGGUAUGAGUCUCGCGGGCGAGACCAUGACCUCAGCCCCAACCACGUCACCAUCAUCCGCAUCGACGGCUUCAGUGAUCGAACUGCCAACAACGGCGGGUUUGGGUCUAAGUCCUGGCGAUCGGGGCACAGGGUCGGAUGGAUCUACAACCACGGUAUCCGGACCCGGCAGUAGCGAUGCCUUGGCAUUGAUAGGAGACUACGCAGGAUUUGCGGAGAUCUAUUUAAACACCUUCUACUGCUUGGCCAUCAUCUGUCUGGUUUCCGUUUUCGAUCGCAUGGACAUCUGUCGCUGGAGCUUCUCGAAUGCCAGCGAAUUGAUCUCGUUUCGCUGGCUCAUCAUCACCAUGAUCUAUGUGGCGACAAUAAUCCUUACAAUAUGCUCCGAUUCCAUUGACGAGAAGCUGUACCUGUUCAACAACAAUGCCAACAUCACCUUAACCCAACAGGAAAUGCUGAGCAACAGCGUCCAGAGCGUUUGGAGCAGCCUGUCGGUGACCAGGAGCAUUGCCGCCAUAUCGGGAUGGAUUAUGAUCGGACUGACGCCGCAGGAGGACAUGCUGUAUGAGCAUCUGGUCGACCUUAGCAAAUAUCAGUUGACAAAUAAUUGAACUUAAGGGCACACGGUAAUUCGGCAACAACAAAAAACUGUACAUACCAUUUAUAGUUGAACUUGUAGCAGCUGUUGUUUAGUUACUGGCUUUUUAUAUGUACAAUGUAUGGCAUAAUCAAAGCGCAAUAGGACUCUUAUGUAUACCCAAUACUUAAGCUUUAAAGUUGUAUCUUAAGGAUUCACUUGGAUGCCCUUCACAGGCCGCUAGAACAAACAACAAAUGGACGAUAAUCCAAUUAUAUACUAAACCAAUAAGCAAAAGAGUAAUCCUUCGAGUUAGCUACUAAGCAAAUAUAUAGCGAACACAGGUUAGGGUCAUAAU